UCAAAGUAUUUCUUCUUGUUUGGUUCAAAAAGUCAAAGUAUUUCCUUUGGGCGUGAAUCACAAAAUAUCAUGAAUUCAACUAUCACAUUGCAACCACUAAUCCUUGUUCUCCAAGAAACUAGUCACAUGCCAAAUUCUACUUUUCCACUCUCUUAAAAGUUAAUAAAACCAUAUCCAUAAUAACUCCACCUAACUUUUUCUCCUCCAUUCUCUUAUCACAUUUCUCUCUAAUAAACCUUCUCUCACAAACAACAAGAAGAAGAAGCAGAAGCUAUUAUGGGUGGUUCAAACAAAAAUGAACAAGAAUCACCACAAAAAACUCGACCCUGUGAUUAUUGUAACAACUCAACAGCACUUCUGUAUUGCAGAGCAGAUUCAGCAAAACUCUGUUUCUCAUGUGACCGUGAAGUUCACUCAACAAACCAACUUUUCUCCAAACACACACGCUCUUUAAUCUGCGAUUCAUGCAAUGAUUCACCUGCAACUAUACUCUGUUCAACUGAAUCCUCUGUUUUCUGUCAGAACUGUGACUGGGAAAAUCAUAAUAUUUCACUCUCUUCGCCACAUGAAAGAAGACCACUUGAGGGGUUUAAUGGGUGCCCUUCUGUUAAUGAACUUUUGUCGAUUGUUGGGUUGCAUGAUGUUGAGAAAAAAUCGUUGCUUUUGAGUGAGGAAAGUGUUGCAGAUGGGUUUUUGAGUUGUGAGAUUGAUGGGUUUAGUGAUGAUUUGUUUGUUUGGGAUGCUCCUUCUUUUGUUAGUUUUGAUGAUCUUAUUUCUACUUCUCAUAGUUAUAGUGCUAUGGAGGUUCCUCCUUUGCCCAAGAAUCGCAAGGCAGCUUGUGGGAGACAUCAAGAAGAGAUUUUAAAUCAGCUUCGCGAGAUGGUAAAGUCUGAGCCAUUGGAUCCUGAAGAGUAUAUGCAACCGAAAAAUUUAUCGACAGGUUUUGAACAUGAUACAAAGGAUGAUAUUAUUCCUUCAAAUGAGUGGCUCGGAGAAAGUGGUGAGCCUGUGUAUCAAGUUGUUCCUGUUGAUACGUCAUUCAAAGCUCAUACCAAAGAAAUUCCGGUUAAACACGCUGUACCUUCUGCUGAGGAGCCUCAUAGCCAUAGUAACAAUGGAGGGACACCUUCAGAGUCUCUUAAGUCUGAAACUUUGUCAACUACUCCAAGAGCCGUGCCAGCUCCAUAUGAGUUAGCGAGUCAAGAAAGGGAUUCUGCAUUACUACGGUACAAGCAAAAGAAGAAAACAAGAAGAUACGACAAGCAUAUAAGAUAUGAAUCACGUAAAGUUCGGGCAGAGAGCAGGACAAGAGUUAGAGGGCGAUUUGCCAAGAUAGAACACUGAAAUCAUGGUAGGCUGUUACAACAUCACGCGUAAAUUAUGUAACUUGUUUUUGUAUAGUGAAACUUGUUUAAAUUUUUCUAGUGAUGUAUCCUUGGAUCUAUAGCUUUGAUAUUAUGCCGUCAAAUUAAUGCAAUGCGGUUGACAAGAGUUUAUUUCCUGGACCCGAGGAAGAUAAGAAGGUCGAUUUUUCUGUGAAUCAAAAUUGAAUUCAUGGUACCUGUUUGUUUGGCUUGGAUUUUUGUCCUCUCUGAUUCUCAACAACAAUUAGUCCAAACAUGAUAUAGAAAAGCCACAUAUCAGUGCUGUUCCUUUUCUAUUUUAAUUUUAAUUUUAAUUGCCAAGUUAUGUAUUUUUUACUAUGUUUAGAUUGACGAUGAAUUUGGCUGAAUCACAAUGUGGAUGCCUUUGUUGUUUCAUUAAAUUAACAUUUUUUCCAAAA
Cicer arietinum (chickpea) is the source of this 1783-nucleotide messenger RNA. NCBI's taxonomy places the organism in Eukaryota, Viridiplantae, Streptophyta, Magnoliopsida, Fabales, Fabaceae. The record is from RefSeq and is a predicted model, not a curated record.